Molecule: messenger RNA, 3327 nt
Organism: Oncorhynchus kisutch (coho salmon)
Lineage: Eukaryota; Metazoa; Chordata; Actinopteri; Salmoniformes; Salmonidae
Product: proline-rich protein 5-like
Biological process (GO): TORC2 signaling
Cellular component (GO): TORC2 complex
Source: RefSeq, a predicted model, not a curated record
CCUCUUCCUCUCUCUCUGUAAGCGUAGUUCUUCCUGCAGUCUGAGCCUGAGAGCACUGAGCUCUCUCUCUCUCUCUCUCUCUCGCUCUCUCUCUCGCUCUCUCUCGCUCUCUCUCGCUCUCUCUCUCUCUCUCGCUCUCUCUCGCUCUCUCUCUCUGUGUCUUGAGUUGUGUUCUGACCAUGAGGACUCUCCAUAGGUUGAAGUUGAUGAGUUCCCCCAGCCUCAGUGACCUGGGAAAGAGUGACAAGGCAGCGUUGGAGGAGAGAGGGACACAGCAGAGAAAAGCUGCUAAUGCCACCUGGAACAGCAUCCACAAUGCGGUGAUAGCUGUGUUCCAGAGGAAAGACCUGGGAGAGAAUGACCUCUACAUCCUCAAUGAGGGAGUCAGGCAACUACUGAAGACGGAGCUGGGAUCUUUCUUCACCGAAUACCUCCAGAAUCAGCUGCUGACAAAGGGAAUGGUGAUACUGAGGGACAAAAUGCGUUUCUAUGAAGGUCAGAAGCUAUUGGACUCCUUGGCAGAGACGUGGGACUUCUUCUUCUGUGAUGUCCUGUCCAUGCUUCAGGCUAUCUUCUACCCAGUACAGGGUAAGGAGCCGUCGGUGCGGCAGCUGGCCCUGCUUCACUUCAGGAGCAUUAUCACUCUGAACAUCAAGCUGGAGGACGCCCUGUCCCGCCCCCGCGCCCGUGUCCCCCCCUCUAUCAUACAGAUGUUACUGAUACUGCAGGGUGUCCAUGAGUCUAAAGGAGUGACUGAGGAGUACCUGCGUCUGGAAGCUUUGGUUCAGAAGGUGGUGUCUCCAUACCUGGGAACCCACGGCCUCUACUCCAACGACGGAUCCUCAAUGCAAUACUCCUCCUGCGUACUGGAAAAGCGUCUGCAGCGGUGCUGGCCCAAGUCAGGCGACGCCCCCGUGAAGAACCUGGUGAUGCGCUCCAAGUCCUACAACGUGCCCAUGUUGACGCCUGUGGUGGAGUAUGAUACCGAGACAGGCUCCGUGAGCAGCAUGGGCAUCCGCCGCCAUUCUGUCUGCGAGAUGACUUCCUGUCUGGAAGAAGGCGCCAUCAACGACAUCAGCACCACUUCCUCCCUGGCCUCCGCGGCCCAGCCGGGCCUCUCCUCCCUGGAGCAGGAGCUCAGCCUGACAGGGGUUGUUUGUGGUGGAAGUCUGGAUCUCUGUGGGUCUGUGGGGUCUGAGUCUUUGGGGUCCCUACUCCAGCCCUCCAUCUUUCAGGGCUCUCACUCCCCAGGACCCUUCCUCCACGGCGGGGGGGAGUCGACGGUGUCCCCCUCUGUUCUGUGUCAGGUCCACUCUGGCUCAGAGACGGGGUCGAUCCCCAGCUGUUCCUCCAGCCCGGAGACAGUGGUAGAUCAGAUACUGGACUCUAUGGACUCUGACCCUGAUGGCAUCUUCAUAGACUUCUCCCUCCACAGCUGCUCAGACUCUUCAUCCUCUGAUUACAGCAGGGAGAGUGGUAGACAGAGUGUGGUGUAAUUUGGGGUUUUCUGGUAACUAAUCAGUUGGAUGAUCUUGUGAUUGCCUGCUUAUUCACUACUGAUUUCUGGAAAAUCUGUGACUAGUGAGAAAGUGUCUGGAGAUUUGCAGCCCUAGAGGUCUGAUGAAUCUCAAGGGAUUAUCACACGUACUGACACCAUCUGUACUCCACUCACACCGUCGUCUGGAAAAACACACCGCUCUUUCUGGGGUCUAUUUUUCAUGGAAUAUUUCUACAGUAAAAUCAUUUUUAUUAAAAAAAUGUUUUGCUUCAUUUUGAGGAUAAACUGUAUUUCUUUGUGUUUGUAUUGCUGAUGCUCAGUGACUCAGACAACUAACAGUCUGAGGUGUCUCUUCAGGUCUUGUGGAAGGAAACAGUCUGAGGUGUCUCUUCAGGUAUUGUGGAAGGAAACAGUCUGAGGUGUCUCUUCAGGUAUUGUGGAAGGAAACAGUCUGAGGUGUCUCUUCAGGUAUUGUGGAAAGGAAACAGUGGAAAGGAGAAGAGAUCAAUCAGACCUAGCUGAGCUCUCUGGGAUGACCCCACACCUGGGUGACCAGAGGUCAUGAGUUCAUUGCUUUCUCAACAUGUCUCUUGUUCAAGAGGCAGUGCUGGGGAGAGGAGAUAAGAUAGUGUUCACAUGUCUUCAUUUUAAGCAGUAGGUAUCAUGUAGGCCUGGGUGAUAUUUCUGCCACAGUAAUCUGUGGCUGGGCCUUUGUUUCUGCUUCAACAUCGCCACCAUGUGGACGGGAUGUGCAAGUGCCUGCUGCGCCAGAGUCGAAUCCACAAAGAGAUGUGUUUUGGAAUGUGAAGGAUCUGGUGGCUCAGUGGUAAGGAUCUCACCCCAUAAGCAUGGGGUCGUAGGGUAUGAUUCCUGACAAAGCCUGGAGGACUGUGACAACUGCUGGAGGUUUCCCCUCCUGUGAACAGCAGCAGUUAUGGGGGAAAACCUCUGGGAAAAGUAGACCUGUAGGUUUUAAAAAAAGAUCCAUUUGAAAAUGAAGGGUCUACUUUCUCAGAGGUUUAUGACCACAACACAUCCUGAUCCAGAGCUGUGACUUGAACCUACAACCCUGAACAUAUGGGGUGAGAUCUUUACACCAGAGCCCCAGACUCCUUCACACCUCUAAACUGUUUUCUUUGUCAUUUUCACAUUGAGAAUUGCUGAAAUGACCAAUAACUCAAACCUAAGAUUUGAACCCAUAACCUCUAUGGUUGAAGGUAGGAAAUGAACCUGAAAGCCACAGACUCUCACACUUCUAGCUCUUCUUACCACGAUCUAAAUAGCUAAACACAUGCCUUCUCUCAACUAAUGAUUUACUAAGAUCGUUUGUAUUCUAAAUGAACUUGUAUGACACAGCCAUGUACAAUUUAUGGCGUUGGUUUUAUGAUUUUCUAAAAACAAUGACACGUUCAAAUGUAUUGCCAUUAAUUAUUGUAGCAUUUGAUGGACAAGUCAUUCUGAUUUGAUCUCAUGAUUAUGUCAAACGGAACCUCAACUCAAACUUGACAUUUAAUGCAGAAUUUUUGUUGGUCUGUUCAAGAUUCUGGGCUUGAUUCAAUCCCGUAGUGCUGAAAAUCUGCUGUACAGUGUGAUUGAAAUUGUCACCUGAACCCUUCGGAAAGUAUUCAGACCCCUUGACUUUUUCCAAAUGUUCUUCAGUUACAACUUUAUUCUAAAAUGUAUUUGUUUUUUUUUCCCCUCAUCAAUUCACACACAAUACCCCCAUAGUGACAUCACAAUACCCCCAUAGUGACAUCACAAUACCCCCAUAGUGACAAAGCAAAAACCGUUAAUUUUUUUUGAAUGACAAAUAAAAAAUGACAUUUCCA